AUGAUGGGAGGCAAGGCUCCGAUGGCUAUGGCCGUUAUGUGGUCGUUUGUGGCCCUGACUUGGAUCUUUGUCUUUUUACGUCUGUACACACGAGCUUUCAUCAUAAAAUCCGUCGGCCUGGAUGAUCACACAUAUUGGCUCAGUGGUGUCCUCCUCCUUCUUUACACAACAUUCGUACAGAUUGCCGCGUAUCAUGGAUUCGGACAAUCCAUGCCUGGCCCUGAUGCCUCCGAUCUCGCUUUCGACCACGCUGCCUACGCAAUCAAGAACCAGAUGAUUGGACAGACGUUUGCAGUUAUUGGAAUGUCGGUUGCUAAGUUUUCCCUUGGAUUCUUUCUACUACGUAUUGUUGUCGAGAAGUGGCAGAGGAUCACCAUCUGGCUCGCGAUGGUGACCUUGUCAUUCUUUUCGGCUCUUUGCGCUAUAAUGUUCUGGCUUCAAUGCAGACCAGUGACAAAGAUCUUUGACCCUAUUCGAGUCGAGGGUGUUUGCAACAUUUCUGUGACUCCAUAUGCGGUCGCACUGGGUGUCUGGUGUGUUGUGGUCGACUUCUUCUUUGCUAUCUUCCCGUGGGUCUUUAUCUGGAAGCUCAACAUGAAACACAAGGAGAAAAUGACGAUUGCUGGAAGUAUGAGUUUGGGCUUUCUUGCCGGAAUUUGUGGUAUCGUCCGAACUUAUGAAGUUGCAACCGGAUUCACUGCCAACUUCUUGUCGGAUACUGUCCCGCUCAUUAUAUGGUCUGCUGCCGAGAUGGCCAUCACCUUGAUGUGCAUCGGAAUCCCCAUCUUACGUCCACUCUGGCGCAGAGUCGUACGCGGAUCGAAAUUCUCCUCCGAACGAUAUUACAGAAGACAAGACGAAAAUGAUGGAGAAGCAUUCAAGUUGGGUAGUGUACCUCUCGGAUCGGACAAAGGGAAUAUUCGAGGCUUUCCAAAUGCUCCCGCCAAGCUUGGAAUCCGAGGGCCUGGCACUAUUACCCGCAUCGCUGGUGACAACCAGAGCGACGAAUCAAUCCUCGGACCGGAGUAUCGUAGAGAAGGACCAAGCCCUGACGGCGGAAUCUGUGUUAAGCAAGAUUUUCAAGUAGACUGGACUGAUGCAAAGGACAUUAGACAAUAA
Messenger RNA from Fusarium venenatum, 1119 nucleotides. RefSeq lists its product as uncharacterized. The record is from RefSeq and is a predicted model, not a curated record. Lineage: Eukaryota; Fungi; Ascomycota; Sordariomycetes; Hypocreales; Nectriaceae.